CAGGAGAGAGGGAGAGACAACCAGGAUAUACAAAGAUCCACGGCGAGGGAUGCACAGCACACGCUUAUCCCAGCGCUCUCAGUCUCCUCCAGGACUGCCUUGUUUACAAACCCAGCCCCCUGCCCCCCCACCCGCCCCCCCCUCGCCCGAGCGCCUCCUCCCCCUCACCGCCUGCUACAGCCAGCGUGCGCCUCGAGGAGCCCAAAAAGGAGGCGAUAAGCUCUCUCCUCCGUGGCUGCGUUCGCCCACCUCCUCUUCUUCCUCCUCCUCCUGCUCCUCCUCUCCGUCCCGCCAGUUAAGGUUCUCUCUUUUUUUCGGGAGGCUUUGAGGACAGAACGGGACGAGGCCCCCCCAGAGGGUCGGUACCUGGGCAUGGGGUACCUGGGAACGGGACACCUGGGCAUGGGGCACCUGGUCUGGCUGCUGUGCUUCAGCUCUCUGGCCCUCAGCUACGCUGCAGGCGGGGAUGUGUGUGUCUCUGGCCAUAACAGCGGCCCCGUGUUCGAGGGCCAGCCGUCCAACGUCCUCUUCCCCGAGGGCCUGACCGAGGAGCCCGUCAUCUUCACCUGCCAGGCCCGAGCCAGCCCUGCUGCCACCUACAGGUGGAAGGUGAACGGGACGGACGUGCCGCUGGGCGGGGACUCGCGCUACACCCUGGUGGCGGGAAACCUGCUGAUUGGCGGCCCCCAGCGGGGCCGGGACGCGGGGUCCUACCAGUGCCUCGCCUCGAACCGCUGCGGGACCGUCCUGAGCCAGCCCGCCAACCUCCGAUUCGGCUAUGUCCACCCCUUCCCUUCGGAUCCCAGGAUCCCACAGGCUGUGUCUGAGGGGGCAGGAAGUACCCUAAGCUGCCAGCCGCCAGCUCAUUACCCAGUCCUGUCCUACCGAUGGUUCUUCAAUGAGUUCCCCAUGUUCGUGAAGCCGGACGGGGGCCGCUGGUUCAUCUCCCAGGUGACGGGGAACCUGCACCUGGCCAAGGCGGAGCUUAAGGACACGGGCGACUACUACUGCUUCACGACCAAUCACAUGGACGUCCACACCAAGAGCGUCUUCAGCAGAGCCAAUCAGCUCACAGUUCUGCCCGACGCGAACCCCAGGAAGUCGGCUCCCAAAAUCAAAGUGCGGUUCCCCCCAGAGACCUAUACCCUGACAGGGGAGACGGCACGCCUGGAGUGCUUCGCCUACGGCAACCCGGUCCCAGCCCUACGCUGGAGAAAAGUGGACGGCUCCCUGCCCCCCAAGGUCGUCCCGAGCGCGGACACCCCCACGCUGACCAUCCCCAACCUCGGCUUCGAGGACGAGGGGACGUACGAGUGCGAGGCCAAAAACGCGGAAGGCCAGGACAGCUACCAGGGCCGAAUCAUUGUGCAAGCUCGGCCCGAGUGGACGGAGGUGAUGAGCAACUCGGAGGUGGAGAUCAGCUCGGAGAUGCGCUGGAGCUGCGCAGCUGCCGGGAAGCCCAAGCCCUCCAUUCACUGGCUGCGCAACGGCCUGCCUCUCAGAACCCAGGAUCGAAUCGAGGUCAACGGCGGGCAAUUGCGGAUCAGCCACCUGACCCUGGAGGAUUCUGGGAUGUACCAGUGCGUGGCGGAGAACAAGCACGGCACCAUCUACUCCAACGCUGAGCUGCGGGUGCAAGUCCAGGCUCCAGAUUUUCGGUUCAGCCCGGUGCGGAGGCUGGUCCCGGCGGCCCGUGGGGGGCGGGCGGUGAUAGAGUGCAGCCCCCGCGCCGCCCCCAAACCCACCCUCUUCUGGAGCCGCGGCACCGAGCUGCUCACCAACAGCAGCAGGGUGACGGUCACUCCGGAAGGAAACCUCUGGAUCACCAACAUCAGCCGGGCGGACGAGGGGAAGUACACCUGCUUUGCGGAGAACUACCUGGGCAAGGCCAACAGCACGGGGGUCCUCUCUGUCCGAGAUGCGACCAAGAUCACCCUGGCCCCUUCCAACGCCGACAUCAACCAGGGCGAGAACGUCACGCUGCAGUGUCACGCGUCACAUGACCCGAGCAUGGACCUCACCUUCACCUGGUCCCUGAACGGGGUCCCCCUGGACCCGGAGAAAUCCGGCGGGCACUACCGUCGCCUGGAGGCCGUGAGUUCUGACCCUCGUUCUGGGCACAGGGGCGCAGGACUGUCGUCCUCACAGAGCAAACCACAGAAAGAGACGAUUGGUGACCUGCUGAUUGUGAACGGCCAGCUGAGGCAUGCUGGGAAGUACGCCUGUACGGCCCAGACGGUGGUGGACAGCACCUCUGCUGCGGCCCGGCUGGUGGUCCGAGGUCCUCCGGGGCCACCAGGGGGCGUAGUCAUCAAAGACGUGAACGAGACGGUGGUGGAACUGGGCUGGAGCCGGGGCUACGACAACCACAGCCCCAUCGGGAAGUACGUCGUCAGGGGCAGAUCGCCUCUGGCGCCUGGCUGGAAACAGAUGAGGACCGACCCGCCCACCAUCGAAGGAAACGCAGAAUCGGCGCACGUGAUUGGCCUGCUGCCCUGGAUGGACUACGAGUUCCAGGUGGUCGCCAGCAACAUCCUGGGCAGCGGGGAGCCCAGCAUGCCGUCAGCGACGGUGCGCACGCGACAGGCAGCUCCUACUGUGGCCCCCAGUGGACUUGGAGGAGGAGGCGGAGACCGUAACGAGCUCAUUAUCACCUGGACGCCCGUGGCCAGGGAGUACCAGAACGGGGACGGCUUCGGCUACAUCCUGGCCUUCCGCAAGCGUGGCGCCCCCUUGUGGCUGGUGGAGAGGGUGGCGGGGGCGGACUCCACGCGCUUGAUCUACAACAACCAGAGCCUGUCCCUCUACUGCCCCUUCGAGGUCAAGAUCAAGGCCUACAACAGCCAGGGGGAGGGGCCGUUCAGCCAGACCGCCACGGUCUACUCCGCGGAGGAAGAGCCCACCGACGCCCCCCGGAGGAUCAACGCCUCCUCCCUGACGGCCUUUGAGAUCAUGGUGUCCUGGGACCCCGUGGAACACGUGACCCCCUACGGUGCCGUACAGGGCUAUGAGAUUCGGUACUGGCGCCCCCAGGACAGGCGGGAGGCGGCGGACCGGGUGCGGACGGCGGGUUUGGAGACCACGGCACGCGUCUCGGGCCUCAGGCCCGUCACGCUCUACUACGUCACUGUCCUGGCCUACAACAGCGCGGGAACCGGGCCCCCGUCCCCCCAAACCUUCGUCACCACCAAGAAACCCCCACCAGACCGACCCCCCGGAAACGUCUCCUGGAGGUCCGAUGGUUCCUGGGUGACGGUGAUAUGGGAUCACGUCAAGGCGCUGCAGAACGAGUCAGCUGUACUGGGAUACAAAAUCCUCUACAGACACGAGGGGCAGCACGCUCUCAAAGUCCUGGAGAAGAACAGGAGGUCCAUCAGCCUUCCACUGCCCAAGGACGACAGCCACGUGGUUCUGGAGAUCUGCGCCUGGGGGGAGGGGGGCAAUGGACCCCCCCACGAGACCAUCGUGUCCCGGGACUCAGGUACAGGAAUGAUGGUUCAGAACUCAGCCGGACUCCUCGGGCUGAGCCACACCCUCCUGUCCACUGCUGCUGUAUUGCUCUCUCUCAUUGGCUUAGGAGGGCUCUGACUUUGGCCAAUCCCGCACUGGAUCCCUUUGACAACUUUGAGCCUAUUGGUCAGAUUCACUUGACUUAAUUUAUAGACUGAAGUGGCUUAGUUGGGGAAGGGGAGGGGAGGGGGG
This is a messenger RNA of Anguilla rostrata (American eel), 3702 nucleotides long. RefSeq names its product contactin-2-like. Gene Ontology annotation, biological process: axon guidance; cell-cell adhesion; brain development. Gene Ontology annotation, molecular function: cell-cell adhesion mediator activity. The record is from RefSeq and is a predicted model, not a curated record. Lineage: Eukaryota; Metazoa; Chordata; Actinopteri; Anguilliformes; Anguillidae. Bases 373 to 3588 code for a protein of 1071 amino acids. Gene Ontology annotation, cellular component: plasma membrane; axon. The transcript has 23 exons.